AUGUCUCAGACAGACCUUUCCACACGUUCUCAGACGACCAUUGCACCCAGCCAUGCCAGUGCAGAGGCUCCAAAGCCCGAUCCCCUACCAGCCCGCCCGGACAACCCUGUUCCUGGACGCGUCUUUGACGCCCCGGGAGAAAUCACACUCUGCCCUAACACAUGGGCCAAAGUCCGAAAUUCCAUACGCGAACCAGUAGCAGAGUUCCUGGGCACUAUGAUCCUCUGCAUAUUCGGGAACGGUGUUAACUGUCAGGUAGUCCUGUCCAGCAAUACAGAUGUAGCGCCUAUGCAAAAGGGGGAUUAUCUGUCUGUCUGUUUCGGAUGGGCCACUGGCCUUGCCCUCGCAGUGUGGAUAUCAGGCGGCGUUUCCGGCGGACAUGUCAAUCCUGCGGUUACGCUCUCGUUGGCUGUGUUCCGCCGGUUCCCGUGGAAGAAGGUGCCUAUAUACAUGUUCGCGCAGCUGUUGGGCGCUCUGUGCGGAGGAGGUAUCGCGUAUGGGAAUUACUACCAUGCCAUUGAUAUAUUCGAGGGGGGAAGGCGGACUGUUCCAGGUACUGCUGUCCUAUUCAGCUCGUACCCGUUGGACUACCUAACAAAUGCAUCUGCUUUCUUCUCCGAGUUCUUGGGCGCUGCGAUUCUCAUUAUUGUAGUGUUCAGUCUAAUGGACGCUACUAACGGCUCUCCCCCCACGGGCAUGGUCCCUCUGGCUCUGUUUAUAACUCUGCUGGGCAUCUCAGCUGCCUUGGGUAUGGAGACAGGUUUCUCAAUCAACCCCGCCCGCGACCUCGGGCCUCGCAUCUUCACCGCAAUGGUCGGGUACGGACGAGAAGCCUACCACGCGCUUACACCUCCGCUAUUAUUCCACGACCAUCUAGUAUUCAAUUUCAGGCACCAGUACUGGAUAUGGGGCCCCAUCCUCGGGGCGUUCUCGGGGGCGCUCGUGGGCGCGCUCGUAUACGACGUCUUCAUCUUCCGCGGUGCCGAGAGCAUAAUCAAUACGCCGGAUGCGGCCGCGAGAGAGCGCAACGCACACGCAAGGCACGAGCAGCGGCCCAAUCCCGCUGGCGUUGAAAUUAAGCAGAAGAGCUUCAUGGACACCGACCUGGGGCAGCCGAACAUGAAGGAAUAUUGGAGAGCGCCGCCGUCGACGCGCAUGGAGGUCCGGGGCGAGGAGCCGGGAGGUCAUUUCAUUAUCUGCGCGUCCGCGAUCGCGUUCGGCGGGCAGAAGUCUGAUGCAUAG
This is a messenger RNA of Gloeophyllum trabeum ATCC 11539, 1242 nucleotides long. Its product is annotated as aquaporin. The transcript has 12 exons. The coding region runs from base 1 to 1242 and encodes 413 amino acids. Gene Ontology annotation, molecular function: glycerol channel activity; water channel activity. Gene Ontology annotation, cellular component: plasma membrane. Gene Ontology annotation, biological process: glycerol transmembrane transport; water transport. Lineage: Eukaryota; Fungi; Basidiomycota; Agaricomycetes; Gloeophyllales; Gloeophyllaceae. The record is from RefSeq and is a predicted model, not a curated record.